Molecule: messenger RNA, 717 nt
Organism: Rhodofomes roseus
Lineage: Eukaryota; Fungi; Basidiomycota; Agaricomycetes; Polyporales; Fomitopsidaceae
Exons: 2
Coding region: 1-717 (238 amino acids)
Source: RefSeq, a predicted model, not a curated record
AUGCUACGAGCUGAGUCGGAUGUCGAAACAGUCGAGGAAGCUGCGGUCCUUGAGUGUGAGUCGUGGUUGUCUCCCCGCCAGUCCAUCUUACACAGUAUCCAACAGUUCAAGGGAACCACCCCUGGUACGGUCUUUCCGGCCAGAUGGGGCAACCGCAACGCUGUCCUUGACCCAACUCAUCCCGCUCUCCGCACGCCGCACUCGCAGAUGACAGUGACUUUCUCGGCCUUAACCCUUCGCAUUGUCCCCAAAGGCUUGCUAUACCACCCAUCGAUCCCAGUUGGCCCCGCUCCGUACAACCCAAAGCAGGACCCCGGGCAAGUCGAUGUUUCGGUUCGCGUCGUCAUGGGCGCGAACAAGUUUCCUUCCGCUGUCAUGCGGGCCAAGGUCGCUAGCAAGAUAAAGAAUGCGAUGUCACUGGUCGUGACAAGGGGUGCGUACGUGGAGGAGAACGCGGAGGGAAAGCCGAAGAUUGAGUUCAGGGAGAAGGAUGCUAGUCGGGACUGGAUCCGCAAUGGCUACACAUACGUGUUCCAUCCGCCACCGGAGCUAUACAGAAUGCCCUACCAGACCCUCAUCCCCAUCGUCCGCAAAUUGCUUGGUACGGCACGAUACCGCGGGCAAAAGCUCGAAGACUUGUGGGCCGGCCGAGGAGCACCGCGCUCGCGGUCUACACCCGCAAACCACCAGUCUCGCAAUCGACCCUCACAAGUCUGA